Manis javanica (Malayan pangolin) is the source of this 3871-nucleotide messenger RNA. It is a transcript of the gene GOLGA2, whose product is annotated as golgin A2. NCBI's taxonomy places the organism in Eukaryota, Metazoa, Chordata, Mammalia, Pholidota, Manidae. Gene Ontology annotation, molecular function: protein binding. The record is from RefSeq and is a predicted model, not a curated record. Gene Ontology annotation, biological process: Golgi organization. Gene Ontology annotation, cellular component: Golgi apparatus; Golgi cisterna membrane; cis-Golgi network.
CAGCGGCGCGGUGGCUGCCGGAAGCAAUUCCGCAGUGGUUGCCGGGAUCGCGGUGAUGUGGCCCCCCCGCCCAUUCCCCCCUCCCCGUCCCAGGAUGUCGGAAGAAACCCGACAGAGCAGAUUGGCCGCGGCCAAGAAAAAGCUGAGGGAGUAUCAGCAGAAGAACAGCUCUGGUGUUUCUGCAGGAGCUAAGAAGAAAAAGAAGGCUAAAUAUGGCAGUAGCCCUGAGACCACCACUUCUGGUGGUUGUCACUCGCCUGAGGAUAUUCAGGACAUUCUGAAGGUGCUGGUGUCCGACCUUAACCGCUCCAAUGGGGUAGCGUUCCCCCCAUUGGACAAGUGGAAGGCGCCCAAAGACCUCACCACUCCUGCUUUACCAACUGCUGGCGAUGCCAUACCACCUGGUGAUGUCCCUUCCCCCAGUGCUAGUCUCCCUUGUGUCACUAGCAUGGCGUCAACUCAGAACUAUGAUGCUGAAAAUGGUCCUUCUCUAAUGGAUGAAUGCAAGUCUUUUUCAUCUACCGAGAGCCUGCGACAGCUUUCUCAGCAGCUCAACGGUCUUGUGUCGGAGUCCACAUCCUACAUCAAUGGGGAGGGCCUAGCAUCUUCUGUUAACAUAAAGGACCUGGAGAGCCGGUACCAAGAGCUAGCGGUAGCCCUGGAGUCCAGCAAUCUAACAAACAAACAACUCAGUAGCAAGAUAGAGGAAUUGAAACAGCAGAACCAAGACACACUGGAGCAACUAGAAAAGGAGAAGAAGGAGUGUGAGCAAAAGCGUGCGAAGGAGCAAGGGGCUCUGAGAGAGCAGCUGCAGGUUCAUAUCCAGACUAUAGGGAUUCUCGUGUCUGAGAAGACUGAACUACAGACAGCCCUGGCCCACACCCAGCAGGCUGCCCGGCAGAAAGCAGGGGAGUCGGAGGAUCUCGCCAGUCGCCUGCAGUCUUCCCGCCAGCGCGUGGGAGAGCUGGAGCGGACACUGUCUGCCGUGUCUAGGCAGCAGAAGCAGGCGGACAGGUACAACAAGGAAUUAACCAAAGCACGGGAUGCCCUCAAGCUGGAGUUGUACAAGAACAACAAAAGCAAUGAGGACCUGAAGCAGCAGAACUCAGAACUGGAGGAGAAGCUUCAGGUCGUGGUGUCGGAGAAGGCGGCUGUGCAGCUCGGGAUGGAGCAGCUGCAGAAGAAGCUGGAGAUGUCAGAGCUCCUGCUGCAACAGUUUUCUAAUCAACCUGAAACUCCUGAUAGCAACCAGCAGUUACAGCAGGCCCUGGAAGAGCGGGCACAGCUGGAAACACAUGUGGGGCAGCUGAAGGACUUGCUGCAACAACUGCAGAUGGAGAGAGACCAGUACAUAGAGAAUCUGAAAGAGGAGGGUGCUGUUUGGCGACAGAGGAUGCAGCAGAUGUCUGAGCAGAUGAACAAGUUGAGGGAGGAGAAAGAGCACAGAACGAGUCAGGUGCAGGAGCUGGAGGCCAGCCUCGCUGAACUGAGGAGCCAGAUAGCUGUUCCCCCGGCCCCAGAGCCCCCAGCAGGGCCCUCAGAGGUGGAACAGCAGCUGCAAGUGGAGGCCAAGAAGUUAAAGGAGGAACUGGAAAGCCUGGCAGAGCGGCUGCGGGCUCAGGUGCAAGACAAUGACGGUUUGAGUCGCCUGAAUCGAGAGCAGGAGCAGCGGCUGCUGGAGCUCGAGCGGGCAGCCGAGUGCUGGGGGGAGCAGGCGGAGGAGCGCAGGCAGAUCCUGGAGAGCAUGCACAGCGACCGCACCACCAUCAGCCGCGCGCUCGCCCAGAACCGCGAGCUCAAGGAGCAGCUGGCCGAGCUGCAGAACGGCUUCGUCAGGCUGACCAAUGAGAACAUGGAGAUUACCAGUGCACUGCAGGCGGAGCAGCAUGUCAAAAAGGAGCUGGCCAAGAAGCUGGGCCAGCUGCAGGAGAAGCUGGGGGACCUGAAGGAGACGGUGGAGCUGAAGAGCCAAGAGGCUCAGAGUCUCCAGGAGCAGCGGGACCAGUAUGCAAGCCACCUGCAGCAGUAUGCGGUCACCUGCCAGCAGCAUGUGGCUGCCUACCAGCAGCUGGCCUCCGAGAAGGAGGGGCUGCACAAGCAGGUCCUGCUGCACACCCAGCUUUUGGACCAGCUACAGCACCAGGAAGUUCAGGGCAAGGUGGCGGUCGAGAUGGCCCGCCAGGAGUUGCAGGAGACCCAGGAGCGCCUGGAAGCUGCCAACCAGCAGAACCAGCAGCUGCAGGCCCAACUGAGCCUCUUGGCUAUGCCUGGGGAAGGAGAGGGACUGGACAAUGAGAAGGACGAGGAGGCUCCCCAGCCAAAGCUGAGCCUGCCGGAGGACCUCGAUGGCCGAGAGGCCAUGGUGGCAUUUUUUAACUCGGCUUUGGCCAGUGCUGAGGAAGAACAGGUGUGGCUGCGCCGGCAGCUGAAGGCGCAGAAGCAGCAGUGCCAACGCCUGGCUCACCUGGUGGCUCCUACUCAGCACGAGCUGGACAGGGAGGCCCCAGCCCCUGGGACCGGCGGCAACAGUGUGCCUGCAGAGACUCACCAGGCCCUCCAGCUGGCCAUGGACAAGCUGCAGAGCCGCUUUACAGAGCUCAUGCAGGAGAAAGUGGAUCUGAAGGAGCGGGUGGAAGAGCUGGAGCACCGCUGCAUCCAGCUGUCUGGAGAGACAGACACAAUCGGAGAGUACAUUGCCCUUUACCAGAAUCAGAGGGCAGUGCUGAAGGAGCGGCACCGGGAGAAGGAGGAGUACAUCAGCCGGCUGGCUCAGGACAAGGAGGACAUGAAGGUGAAGCUGCUGGAGCUGCAGGAGCUGGUGCUACGCCUAGUGGGCGAGCGGAAUGAAUGGUAUGGCAAGUUCCUGGCUGCUACCCAGAACCCGGCUGGUGAGCCCAGUACACCCCCAGCCCCUCAGGAGCUGGACAUGGCCGACAGCCCGGGUGACCUCCGGGAGGUGAGCCUCUCCGACAACGGGGAGCCUGCCCAGGGAGAGGCCCUGCCUGAGAAUCCCACUGCACAGCAGAUCAUACGGCUGCUGCGUGAGAUCCAGAACCCCCAGGACCAUCCAGGCUUAGGCAGCAGCCCCUGCAUCCCCUUCUUCUAUCGGGCCGAUGACAACGAUGAGGUGAAGAUCAUGGUGGUCUAAUAGCCUGCUGCCAGCCGGCAGAGCCCAUAGGAAUGGGGCCGGGGCUCUGCUCCCACCUUGUCACCCCCCACCAUCCUGGCCUCUCUUUCCCAGUCACCCGUUUAUCCCUAGAUAAGUAAAAUAGGACUCCUGAGAAGGGGUAUGCUGAACACCCUAAUGGGGGGAGACAGUUAGGUGCAGACCCCUUGCCACCUUGCUAGGGCUGUCUUAUCUCUGGACUACUAAUAGUUCCGGAAGAGCAAAGAGCCAGAGGCUCAGCAAAUAUAGUUAUUUAGGAGGCUGCCUUUCUCGGGGAGCAGGGGCUCCUCAGUUGGCCUCCUCACCCCCACCGAGCAGCCCUCCAUUCAGAGGGGCUCAGGCAUCCUCUAUUCAGAGGUACUUUGGGGCCCAAGUGCCCCCUCUUGCCCAGCUUCACAACUGGAUGGCACUCUCACAGGCCUGGGGACAGCUAGGGUAAACCGAGGCCAGUCAAGGGCAGAGCUCCCCCCCCGUGUACAUACUGUAUCUGUGUACCAUUUUGUAUAUUUGGGAGUGGGGCAGCCCCCUGUAUCAUAGUUGAGGUUGGAGGUGGCAAAUGAGGAGAAGGGUCUAUUAAAUAUUUGGGGAUGGAGAAACUUAUUUAUUGAUAGCAUAGAACAGAAGAAGGAGGCGGGGACGGGGUUAUGCCUGCGUGAUUCGACUCCUGUGUCGCUUUUUAUUUCGGAAUAAAUGGAUUUAGCCAUA